CUCAAAUACAGGCUUGCAGUAGCUUCAUCUUCAGAAAAAAGUAAAGUGACGACCGAUCGGCAGACAAACAAAUAAUCGAGCCCCUGCAUCCGAAGCAUUCUAUAUAAGCCAAUUGUUAAAGACCGCCAAAUCCCGCCUCGCUCGUACUUCACCCACUCUACUCAAUUUCAAUAUGGCCGUUACUUUCGACAUCUCGCCGGCAAAAGAAGCAGGCAUCCUGCGCCUGUUCCACAGCCAAUUAUUCGUCACACCCCCUCCCCUCACUCGCCGCGAUGUCGACCUAAGCGGUAAAACAGCCAUCGUCACCGGUUCCAAUGGCGGCUUGGGGUUGGAAACCGCGCGACAGCUUCUGGAUCUGGGAUGCAAGGUUAUUCUUGCUGUGCGGAGGGUGGAGAGAGGUGAAGCCGCGCGUAAGGAGCUGCUUGAGGGCCGGGAUGCACAAGCUACCGAGAUUGAGGUGUGGUCUCUGGAUCUCUCGUCCUAUGAGUCUGUUUUGAGCUUUGCGGAGCGCGCUAAGAUCCUUGAUCGGCUUGAUAUCGUGGUCCUCAAUGCUGGGCUCUACAAGGUCAAUCAAACUAUGACCGCCAGUACGGGCUACGAAGAGAGUAUCCACGUCAACUAUCUCGCCAAUGUCCUCCUUAUCACCCUGUUAGCGCCAAUCGUCAAGGAAAAGAAGACCGGCAACACCCCCGGCCGAAUCGUACUGGUAUCCUCGGACCUGGCUGCCUGGGCCAAGUUCAAGGAGAGAAAGUCCAACCCGAUCCUCCCAACAUUCAAGCAAAAAAUGACCCCAAAAUGGGACUAUCUCGAGCGCUACGGUACAUCCAAGGUCCUGGGCCAGUUUUUUGUGGCGGAAUUGGCAAAACGCGUGUCGCCGGAUGCCGUCCUCGUCACGACCACCAACUGCGGUUUGUGUCAUAGUUCGGAGCUUUCACGUGAGGGACAAGGCCAUCUUAUAGGCCAUGUCUUUAAUGUGGUUAGUCGUUUAUUUGGUCGUUCUUGUUCUGUCGGUGCUCGCGUAUUUGUUCACGCAGCUGCGAGUCCUGUUUUGGGUGCGAGCGUGCAUGGGCAGUAUGUGGAGGAUGCAAAAUUGAAACCCAUGUCACCACUCAUAUACAAGCCCGAAGCUAUGCAGCUAGGUCAGAAACUGUGGGAAGAGACCUUGGAUGAACUUUCGUUUGUGGGGGCCAGGGAAAUUAUUGAUAGCCUUUCCAAGUAGCUCUAUUUGUCUAUACACCAAUACACUUUAUCCUAAUACCAAGCCAUAGCCAGUUCAGUGUUAGGCACGUGAUAUCACGUGAUAUCACGUGGUGUGAGCACGAAAUGUUUGUACAACCUCAAAUGCAACGUACGCAGGGGAAGAGACACAACGCAGAUUGUCGGUGUCAAGGUGAGAUUCCAAAUCCAGAGCGUGCAGUCGAGGUCUACUGUCACAUCCCAGUCGUUCCCGCUGCAACCGCGAGUACUGAAUUUAUUUUGAGUUCCCGACACCGCCGCCGAGUCCGUGUAUCCCGGGCUACGUAUCUUUAUCUGGGCGAGGCGCAAGUGUCAGUUGUGUAAGCGCCUAGCUAGC
Aspergillus glaucus CBS 516.65 is the source of this 1573-nucleotide messenger RNA. RefSeq names its product putative short-chain dehydrogenase/reductase family protein. The transcript has 2 exons. NCBI's taxonomy places the organism in Eukaryota, Fungi, Ascomycota, Eurotiomycetes, Eurotiales, Aspergillaceae. The record is from RefSeq and is a predicted model, not a curated record. The coding region runs from base 173 to 1219 and encodes 348 amino acids.